AUGACCCAGCGCUUGGAUGUGGACAGGCACGGAGUGCCCCAGUUCACCGGCGACCCGGAGCUCUACGAUGAGUAUGAGGAGAGAGCUUGGGACCUUUGGCAUGGUCGAGAUGGACAGCCCGCCCUGCAGGCGGCAACCGCAGUACAUCUGCGGGCUGGCUUGAGUGGCCCGGCCUACGAGGCCGUGAGGAAGAUGGAACACUCCCGCAUCAAGACCAAGGAUGCGGAUGGCAACCCCACCGACAAGGGCUUGAAGACUUUUCUUGAUGCCUUGAGGACGGCAAUUGCAGCAGUGAAGCCCGUCCGCAUCAAUGAACUCUUCCUCACCGCCUUCUACAGCCCACAGGUUUGGAGAAGACCUCAAGAGUCCACGCAGCAGUACAUCAUCCGCCGAGAACAGGAUUUUCGACGACUUGAAGAAGCUGGAGGUGGCACUUCUGUUCCUCGCAGCUUGAGGGCGAUGAUGCUGCUGCUCUUCGGUGGCCUGAGUCAGCAAGAGCAGGUUUCAGUUUUGAGCUCGGUGAACAACGAGUACGACUUCGACAAGAUUGCCAAUGCCAUGAGGAUUCAGUUCCCACAGGCCAAUGGCAAGCCGGUUCACCGACGUGACUUCCUCGGCUGUGGUCGCAGCCCAGCUGCUCGUGACUCAGGGAUCCUCUUCCGGAAGGGCUACAAGCCAGGGAAAGGUCGUGGACGACCCCAGCAGAUCCUCGCCACGGAAGAAGCCUAUGAGGCCUUCGAUGAUGACAUGAAUGAGUAUGACGACGAGGUCUUCCUAGAGGACGAGGAUGAGUAUGAGUCCCCGGCCCACGACGGAGCAGAGGCCUUUUGGGAGGAUGAGACCUGGGACACCUUGGUCCAAGAUCUGCCCGACCUUGAGGGCAAUGAAGAGGCAUCAGGUGACAUCUCUUUUGACGCCAAGGCCAAGGAGAACCGGAACACAGCUGUGAAGUUUUCGAAGUCAGUCACUGCUUGCACCAGCUGUGGACAGAAAGGUCAUUGGGUUGGAGAUGACGCAUGUCCAAACACCCGCAAGAAGAAGAUGACCAAGACCGGUCCGUCACCUCACAAGAAGAAGUUCGAAGGCAAGACUACCUUCUUUGUCUUGCACGAGGGCUUGGAGUCCGACGAUGAGAAGGACAUCAAUUCUCUCUCCAAGUAUGACCAGAUGCCAAAGAACCUCAACUCCUCUGAGUAUGAGCAAGUCCCUGCGGACGAGAAGACUCCCAAGUAUGCGCCAGGCAUCUUUUUGGAUGAGCCCAAUGACAAGCAUGAACCAGCACUUGCUCCUACUGGUUCUGGCAACCACAUCCAGGACAAGAACACCAUCGAGCGCAUCUACAAGGACGAUGGGCUUGCACCUGGAGCAUGUUUCACCUACAUUUCUCCUCCAGCGCAUGAAGUGCUGAUGGUGCUGAAAGACACCCAGCUUUGCGAGCACAGCUCCUAUUUUGGUGGAAAUGAACGUGAAUUCCAUCGAGGAGCCAACGGUCACACCCGUCACGUGACCUGCAAGGACAAGGAUUGCAACCAGACCAUCAUCGUCGCCAAGAGGAAGGACGCCGCUCAGCUAUGGUGCUACCUGGUGCAGAUUGCUCUGUGCACCAGAUGGGGAUCAGCAGCUCGAUCUCGUGAGCUCUUUGCAAGUGUCUGUCGGGUACGUGAUCAAGCCCUAAAGGAUGAUGAAGAUCGACGAGCUCUACAGCCUCCCCAUCUCACCAUAGAUCUCCCUGCGUUUCCGCCCUUGGCAGAGGACGACUAUGAUGUGCUGCAACCCCUUCCGAGUGACGCUGCAAUCUUUGGUCCCGGAACUCCAUAUGAAGGAUACACCUACAUUCAGAUCGCUUCCUCCGUUGAGGCAUCAGUGUACUGCCAUCAGACCUUGAGAAUCAUGUUCGCGGAGACCUACCGCUUCGCCUUCUACCUGUUUGGGCGUGUCCGUCUCCUACAUGGAUGUGCUAUGAGGACAUGGAAGGCUGGCAUCACUUCUCCCUUGAAGAGGACCACUGAUCCCGACGACAUGGUGCUCAUGGUCAACCAGGACAUCAGCGAUCAUGAACGACUUGAUCUUGAGACAACCUACACCACGAGCUCCCAGGAUCCACCUGGACUUGCCAUCCUAGACUCAGGAUGUACCCGAACCAUGCAUGGCACCGAUUGGGCAAAAGCGUUCGAAGAAGAGCUCGAGAAGCUCAACUUGUCACCACGCAGACGCCUCAAGAAGCAGUCGUUCAAGGGUGUUGGAGGCCAAAUCGCAAGUGACACUGUCAAGAUCUUUCCGGUCGGCAUCAACAAGGUCAAUGGUGAGCUGCACAGCGCUGAAGCUCCAGGCAGCCUUCCUCUUCUACUAUCACGACCCUUCAUGGAGGAGCUGCAGACCGUGAUCAACAUUGGCGCACGCACCGUGAGUUUCAACAAGAUUGGUGUCACUGACCUCCCACUGGUCAAGACCUCGCGUGGUCAUUUGGCAGUGAGCCUCCUGGACUUUGACAUGGACUCUCUUCAAGAUUGUUCCCCAGAACAUGCAACCGAGCCAGAGGAGACGCUCACAGUACAGGAGAUCGACUACAACCCUCCCACUCAGUCCGAGUUCGCUGAGGCCAAUGACUCCGACAUGGUCCAUGACUACCACGGCAUGAACCCCGACGACUACCACCAGUUCAGUGACUACCUCAAGGAGUACCAUCCGAAUCCCCGGAUCACUACUAUACAAGAAGAUGAAGCACAGAGGCUUGAACUGCUCGAGGCAGCCAAUGACCCAACUUCUGCCUUUGCCCGAUCACUUGGCAUUCGAGAGAGCGCUCGCGUGGCCCAGAUCCGUUUGGACAACGACUCCCGUGUUCGACGAGCCCUACUACAUCAGUCCACGCCUACAAGAGGCCCAUAUCCGAUUGGGAGCUAUGUCUACUUCUACCGUGCACAAGGAUCAGCAGCUCACCAAUCUCGAGGGCACGCUCGAAACUACAGAUGGUUUGGCCCCGCUCGUGUGAUCGGCAUUGAAGCUAGAAAUCAAAGGAGAGCUGAAGAUCCAGAACCUCUCACUGAAGGCGGCCAACCUCAUGCAUACUGGCUUCGCUAUGGCCCCUUCGUGGUACUGGUGACUGGAGAACAGCUGAGGUUCGCAAGUGAAGAUGAACUACUUGCUGCACAUCUCCUUCCAGAAGAGAUCAUGCACCCUGCUGCCGUUCGUGGAGCACGAAACUACACUGACCUCAGAGGGCAUGCUGCAGUACCUCUUCAAGAUCAAGCACCCGCAUUGCAGUUCAGUCCAGAAGGCAGUGGCGGCGCAUCAUCAGCCAGCCGACCUGCCCCUGCAGCAAAUGUCCCUGGUCAACAACCGGAACAAGUGCCAUCAGAUCCUCAAGUACCAAUGCUACAGCAGCCACUUCCAACGCUGCAGAGCGCACUUGAUGCCGUGAACCAGGCACCACGAGACGCAGCUGAACCUGAACCAGCUCCACUACCAAUGUCGACACCAACUCCGUCCAUGCCUCCAUCACAAGAGGUUUCAAGACGGCCAAGUGAAAUUCUCCCACAAGCAGCCGAAAUGCCGGCACCUUCAACUCGUCUACAAGAUGCUCUACGAAACCCAGACCGGCUAGAUUCGCACCAGUACCGUCCAGUCCGGACAGAGUACCAGCCGGCACCAGGUCCAUACUUCACCGAUGAAGUUCCAUGGAACUGUCCAGAUCUGCCCUACACGAUCCGGCUUCAUCAACUACGACACCUGAAUGAUGAGCAGAUCAACAUCUUGAAGGAGUAUGGUGCUGAACUGUCAUUGGAGGAAGAAAACGACACCUUCCCGGUCGCAGAAUCUCCAGCAGACUGCUUUCUCACUGGAAAGGCCGCAUCUACUGAGAUCUCCCUCAAGAACCUCAACGAAGAAGAUCGCCAAAAGUUCCAGGCCUCUAUGCAGAAAGAAUGGGAUUCCUGGACCAAGUUCGGCGCUGUGGAGAUCCUGACCCGUGACCAGAUCGAGAACCUCCCUGAAGAUGCUCAGAUCAUCGGCACUCGAUGGGUCCACGUUGACAAGAACAGCAAACCACGCCUUCUCGCGAAGGCCAUGCAGAAGAAGACCGGCAAGUCCGAUGCCCAGAUCAAGAAGGAGUUCCCCUUCCAAGCCAAGCGCAGGCUUGUGGUGCAGGGAUGCCAAGAGAAUCCCACUGGAAUCAGGUCAGAUAGCCCUACGGCCUCCUUACUGUCCUUCAACCUCAUCUGCGCCAUUGCAGUGAUGAACCAAUGGGUGAUCUCGGCGUGCGAUGCCUCAACUGCAUACUUGCAAUCGCAGGGGAUCAGUCGCCUGCUGCUGUUGAAGCCUCCUUGCCCUCCACCGCCAGGAGUCAGCCCUCACGAUCUUUUCCGUGCGCUCGGCUCCAUCUACGGAGUCCUCUGCACCCAUGUUGAUGAUUUGCUUUGCGCCGGCAUUGGCGCUGUCUACGAGCAGAGCGUUGCCUCCAUGGAGAAAGAGAUCCACCUCAAGGUCCAGCACAAGGCCUUCCGUUUUUGUGGAAAGAACCUCCGUCAAGGUGAUGACUACACCAUUGAGGUUGACCAGUUCGAUGCCAUUGAGAGCGUGGACUACAUGCCACUUGACCGCCACCGCAGGUCAAUGGUGAAUGCCCCACUGACACCAGAAGAAAUCACCUCCUUCCGAGGAUUGAUCGGGCAGCUUGGCUGGGCGGCGCGUCAGACCAGACCUGACGUCAUGGUCAAUGUGUCGAUGGCCGCACAGUCGAUAGGAUCUCCAAAGAUCCGUGAUGUGGUGAACCUCAACAAGACGGUCAAGAUGCUCAAGGAGACCUCUGAGGCAACAUGGCAUGUGGCGGUCUGCGUUUUUGCAGAUUCCAGCUUCGCCAACACCGAGGGUCUCAAGAGCCAGUGCGCCUAUGUGGUGACCAUCACCCUGCCAGAGAUUCGUGAAGGUGGCCCCACUCCCUUGUUUGUGCUUGAGACCUACAGCGGGUCCAUCAAGCAUGUGUGCCGGAGCACCUUGGCAGCUGAGUCCAACGGAUUCCUCACUGGAUGUGAAGCUGGAGAGUAUGUCCGUGCUCUCUUGAUGGAGUUCCAGCACCCCACUGAGGAUUUCAACACCUUGGAGCGCGAGUACGCCAAGUCCAAGCUCCUCUGCAUGACCGAUGCUAAGAGCCUGGAAAGCACACUCAACAAGGACUGUGGCCAACCGACGGACAAGCGAGUCCGCAUUUUGGUCGCGCAGAUCAAAGAGCUGAUCGGUGAGAACACCUACGAGGAUGAUGAUGCAGCUUUCGCUCACUGGCUGGACACAAGCCAGAUGUUGGCUGACGUCCUGACGAAGGUUGGCUGCGAGCGCGAGCCCCUGCUGGCAGCCUUGCACGAUGGCAGCUGGCAGCUCUCACCGAGCUCGGAGGCCCUGGCCAAGAAGGCUAGGAUCCGUGCCGGACGGCGCGCCAGGAAGGCGGCAGCUAAGGAGGGGUGUGAAUUUCCCAUGAAGCACGAGCAUGACAUGAGCAUGGAACCCCAGGAAUAG
Messenger RNA from Durusdinium trenchii, 5505 nucleotides. The record is from the annotation of a GenBank genome assembly. NCBI's taxonomy places the organism in Eukaryota, Dinophyceae, Suessiales, Symbiodiniaceae.